AUGUGCUCCAGACAAAGCUCCGGGGGUUGUCACGGGAUGUCCUCCCAGUCCAGCGGUUGCCACAGCCAGGGCUCCGGUUGCCACGGGAGCGGCUCCUCCGGUUACCAAUCCCAGGGCUCCUCCUGCUGCGGGGUCGGAGGGGGCUCCGGCAAAGUCAUCAUCAGCUCCGGUGGAGGAGGAGGAUCCUGCUGCAGUGGGGGCUCCUCGGGAUACGGGAUGGGAGGGGGAUACGGUGGAUCUUCGGGAUCAAAGAGCAUCGUUGGAGGAAGCAGUGGAGGAUCCUCUGGAUGCUGCAGUGGAGGGUCCAGCUAUGGGAUGGGAGGAGGAUAUGGGGGAUCUUCGGGAUCAAAGAGCAUCAUUGGAGGAAGCAGUGGAGGAUCCUCUAGAUGCUGCAGUGGAGGAUCCUCAGGUUAUGGGAUGGGAGGAGGAUACGGUGGUGGCUCCUCAGGAGGGAAAACCAUCAUUGUAGGGGGAGGCAGUGGAGGCUCCUCUGGAUGUUGUAGUGGAGGAUCCAGCUAUGGGAUGGGAGGAGGAUACGGGGGAUCUUCAGGAUCAAAGAGCAUCAUUGGAGGAAGCAGUGGAGGCUCCUCAGGUUAUGGCAUGGGUGGUGGAUACGGUGGUGGCUCCUCAGGGACAAAGGUCAUCAUUGGAGGGGGAAGCAGUGGAGGCUCCUCUGGGUGCUGCAGUGGAGGGUCCAGCUAUGGAAUGGGUGGAGGAUAUGGUGGCUCUUCAGGAUCAAAGAGUAUUAUUGUAGGGGGAGGCAGUGGAGGCUCCUCUGGAUGCUGCAGUGGAGGGUCCAGUUAUGGGAUGGGAGGAGGAUACGGUGGUGGCUCCUCAGGAGGGAAAACCAUCAUUGUAGGAAGCAGUGGAGGCUCCUCUGGAUGCUGCAGUGGAGGAUCCUCAGGUUAUGGCAUGGGUGGAGGAUAUGGUGGUGGCUCUUCAGGAUCAAAGACCAUCAUUGGAGGAAGCAGUGGAGGCUCCUCUGGAUGCUGUAGUGGAGGAUCCAGCUAUGGAAUGGGAGGAGGAUAUGGUGGCUCUUCAGGAUCAAAGAGUAUUAUUGUGGGUGGAGGUAGUGGAGGCUCCUCUGGAUGCUGCAGUGGAGGGUCCAGCUAUGGAAUGGGAGGUGGAUAUGGGGGAUCUUCGGGAUCAAAGAGCAUCAUUGGAGGGGGAAGCAGUGGAGGCUCCUCUGGGUGCUGCAGUGGAGGAUCCUAUGGAAUGGGAGGAGGAUACGGUGGUGGCUCCUCAGGAGGGAAAACCAUCAUUGUAGGGGGAAGCAGUGGAGGCUCCUCUGGGUGCUGCAGUGGAGGGUCCAGCUAUGGCAUGGGAGGAGGAUACAGCAGUGGUUCCUCUGGCCAGACCAUCAUCAUCAGCUCUGGAGGUGGCAGUGGAGGCUCCUCCCAGCAGAAAUGUCCCGUUGUCAUCCCCAGCGUGGUGUCCCACCAGACCAAGCAGAGCUCCUACUGGCCUGGCCAGUGGAAAAAUGUCUCUGCUGAGAUGUUGCACUCCAAAGCCACCCGGUUUAUUGUCCCAGAGGUUUUGCACCUUCAUUUCCCACCUGGGCUCUGCCAGGGAGGAACAGAAGAUCCCAAAAUUCGAAGGAACCACGGCACCAACACCCUUCGGUGCCUGGGCAUGAUCUACCACUAUCUCCGACGGAAAUGUUCCCGGCGGGGUCGAGGCUACAACCGGGACAUCUCCGUGAGCCACCGCCGCUUCUGCAGCGGCUCCUUCUCCGACGGCCGCGCCUCCUUCACCUACGGCGGGGAAGGUUCGGUCACCUACAACCGGAGACCCCCGCAGUGCUGGCCACCCUUGCCAGCCUCAUCCCCCUACAACAUCCCAGUGGGCUCCUCGUGUGACGGCCACGCGUGCCCCGUGGCCACCGGAGGGCUCACGUCGGGUUGGGAGGAGGCGACGACGGGAGCGGUGCCGGUUUACGGUUCCGGAGUGACAACGGGGUACGGCGAGGAUGUGGGACGAAGGGAUUUAGGAGCAGGGUAUGGGUAUGGAGCAACCCUAAGUGACAGCUCGGCCACGGGGGUGGUCACGGAAGGCUCAGGGGGCUACGGGGGAUACGGAGCUGUCACAUUCCCCAGCGUGGAGCUCGACCCUGCGGGAGGCGAGUGCGCCCAGGUGGUGCAGCAGAAAUGUCCCGUGGUUGUCCCCACCGCCAUCAAGGCCCAGCAGUGCAAGCAGAGCACCCAGUGGCCUCCCAUCCAGAAGAAGUGA
Sturnus vulgaris (Common starling) is the source of this 2229-nucleotide messenger RNA. Lineage: Eukaryota; Metazoa; Chordata; Aves; Passeriformes; Sturnidae. The record is from RefSeq and is a predicted model, not a curated record.